Molecule: messenger RNA, 4169 nt
Organism: Oncorhynchus keta (chum salmon)
Lineage: Eukaryota; Metazoa; Chordata; Actinopteri; Salmoniformes; Salmonidae
Gene: ephx2
Product: epoxide hydrolase 2, cytoplasmic
Exons: 19
Coding region: 190-1869 (559 amino acids)
Biological process (GO): cholesterol homeostasis; phospholipid dephosphorylation
Cellular component (GO): peroxisome
Molecular function (GO): lipid phosphatase activity; magnesium ion binding
Source: RefSeq, a predicted model, not a curated record
GUUUCUCAAGUGUUCAGCGGCGCGAUUACGAUGAACGCAUCCAUUUGUUUAAUGGGAGGGGUUGUGUAACCGUAUGAAAAGGCAGAACACUUUCUUUCUAUAUAAAUAUUUUUAGUAGUUCAGAGUUUCGCUUUGACUCUUUUCUACCCAGUGCCCUGUAAAGAUUCCCCGGACAGAGAGAUCGGUGAAAUGGCGACCAAGAAGGCUGUUUUGUUUAAUCUGUGGGGUGUCGUGGUUUCUCCCAGACCCGCAGAAACUUUCCUCAAAUUCGAAGAGACCCACAAACUCCCCAGUGGUUUUCUGGAGAAGCUGGUGACAAACGAGGACAGCGCCAUGCAACGUGCAGAGAGGGGCAAACUCUCCCUCUCUCAGAUGAUCCCAGAGCUUGAUGCAGAGUGUGUGAGUGCAGCAUCAGAUCAGAAGUUCAGUCUUCCUGCUGGGUUCUCUGUUAAGAGCCUGUUGGAGGAACUCAGAGACUCAACCACCGUCAACAAACACAUUCUGCAGACCGUAGCUACGCUCCGCAGACAAGGGUUAUUGACAGGUGUGUUGGCCAACCAGUGGGUGGAUGACAGUGGGUGUGGAGAUAGCUCUGGCCGUCUCCUCUCUCUGCUGGGCGGCCAUUUUGAUGUGGUGCUACAGUCCUGUCGUACCGGCCUCAGGGUCCCAGAGGCCGACCUGUUCAUCUCCGCUCUCAAACAGCUGGGAGUGCCUCCGAAACAGGCUCUGUGGUUGGCUGAUGAUGAGAAGGGGGUGGGAGCAGCAGAGGCAUUAGGGAUGACAGCUGUUUUGGUGAAGGACCUGCCUGAAGCUCUGAAACAAGUAGAGACCUUCACUGGAGUGCAGGCUGUAACAGGGGAAAGCUACCCAGCCUCUUGCAACCCAGAAGAAGUUUCUCAUGGAUAUGUCACCAUCAAGCCCGAUGUAAAGCUGCACUAUGUGGAGAUGGGGGCGGGGCCUCCGGUCAUGCUGUGUCAUGGCUUCCCUGAGAGCUGGUACUCCUGGAGAUACCAGAUCCCAGCUCUAGCAGAUGCAGGGUUUAGAGUGGUUUCUCUGGACAUGAAGGGCUAUGGACAGUCUACAGCACCACCAGAUAUAGAGGAGUACUCACAGGAACAGAUCUGCCAGGAUCUUGUGACUUUCAUGGAUAAAAUGGGUAUUCCCCAGGUGACUCUGGUUGGUCAUGAUUGGGGUGGAUCUGUGGUCUGGAACAUGGCCCAGUGUCAUCCAGAGAGAGUCAGAGCGGUAGCUUCUCUGAACACCCCUCUGUUCCCUGUGGACCCCUCCAAGGAUCCUAUGAACUUCCUGAAGACUGUACCCAUCUUUAACUACCAACUCUACUUCCAGGACCCCGGUGUAGCUGAGACUGAGAUGGAGAAAGAUCUGGCAAGGACCUUCAAGAUCUUCUUCCGUGGCAGUGGAGAUGAGGAUAAUGUUCCUACUAUCAACACUUCGGGAGUUUGUGCCAGAGGUGGUCUGUUCGUAGGACUACCAGACGAGAUACCCAGGAGUUCUAUCCUCAGUGAGACUGCUCUGCAAUUCUACAUCACUCAGUUCAAAGACAUGGGAUUCAGAGGGCCGCUGAACUGGUACCGUAAUGUUGUGAGCAACUGGAAAUGGCUAUGCUCCCGACCCAGAGCUAAGCUCUUGAUGCCAGCUCUCAUGGUGACCGCGGGUAAAGAUCCUGUUCUGCUGCCUGUCUUCUCCAGGGGAAUGGAAAACAUGAUCCCGAACCUCACCAGAGGACACAUUGAGGAGUGUGGACACUGGACCCAGAUGGAAAGGCCAUCUGAGCUGAACACCAUUCUGAUCUCAUGGCUGAAGGACACUCACAGCAACAUGGGGGUUGCCGUGACACCCAAGCUGUGAUCAGUUACCAUGACUGGCCACUCCUCUGAGCCUGGUUCCUCUCUAGGUUUCUUCCUUGGUUCUUGCAGGUUGACGUUUAUUGGGAUGAGUCUAGUCCUGGAGGCAGAACUGAGCCAUUUGCACGAGAUGGGCCAGCUGCAAAGUCAAAAUUGGCUAUAUAAAAAUAUAUAUAUACUGAACAAAAAUAUAAACGUGACAUCUAACCAUUUCAAAGAGUUAUAGUUCAAAUAAGGAAAUCAGUCAAUUUAAAUACAUUUAUUAGGCCCUAAUGUAUGGAUUUCACAUGACUGGGCGGGGUCGUAGGCCCACCCACUUGGCAGCCAGUCCCACCCACUGGGGAGCCAGGCCCAGCCAAUCAGAAUGAGUUUUUCCCCCACAAAAGGGCUUUAUUACAGACAGAAAUACUCCUCAUUUUCAUCAGCUGUCCAGGGGUGGCUUGUCUCGGACGAUCCCACAGAUGAAGAAGCCGGAUGUGGAGGUCCUGGGCUGGCGUGGUUACACGUGGUCUGCGGUCGUGAGGCCUGCUGUCCUGACAAAUUCUCUACAACGAUGUUGGAGGCGGCUUAUGGUAGAGAAAUGAACAUUCAAUUAUCUGGCUACAGCUCUGGUGGACAUUCCUAUAGUUUGCAUGUUAAUCACUCAACAUUUGAGACAUCUGUGGCAUAGUUUUGUGACAAAACUGCACAUUUUAGAGUGGCUUUUUAUUGUCCCCAGCACAAGGUGCACCUGUGUAAUGAUCGUACUGUUUAAUCCGCUUUUUGAUAUGCCACACCUGUCAGGUGGAUGGAUUAUCUUGGCAAAGGAGAAUUGCUGACUAAUAGGGAUGAAAACAAAUUUGUGGACAAAAUUUAAGAGAAAUGUGCUUUUUUUUGCGUGUAGGGAACAUUUCUGAGAUCUUUUAUUUAAGCUCAUGAAACAUGGGACCAACACUUCAUUCAACAUUUUUGUUCAGUAUAUAAUUGAACGUUGGGCAUAAGGUUAACAGUGUGCUUAAGGUUAGGUUCUAUAACAUUGUGACUGUGCCAGCUAGUGACCACCCUGCAGAGCUGCCUCCGGAACACGAGUCAUCCCAAUAAAUGCUAACUUUCCUUCUUGAGAGGUUUUUCAACUAUGCUUCUGCCUCAACAUUGCUUGCUCUCUGUUAGCCUGGGCAUCUGCAAAGCACUUGGUGACAACUGCUGAUGUAAAAAGGGCUUUAUAAAUUACAUUUGAUUGAUUGAUUGACAAUUUAUUCCCCUUUAAAGUGUACUACUUUUGAAAAUUCACUUUCUAGUGCACUAGGGAAUAGGCUGAGCAUUCAUGAUGAUUGAUUAUUGAUACAGACAACGCUUGACUCUUCUGAAGAGAUACACCCACAGUGGGCAAAAAGGCUGAAAACCACAACACUUUUAGCACGAGGUCUCAAAACUUCCCCUUUAAAUGAGACAUUUCAUGAGAAAGUGCCAAUUUAAUAUAGGCAGAUAAAAACAGUGUAUCCCUCGAGAACACAGAACUAAAGUAUUGCGUAAUUGGUCAGCUGCUCAGUUAAGUUCUGGGUCCAUACAUGUUAGGAGAAGAUAUGAAGAGAUGCUAGAACCGGAUCUAGGAGCUCCACCCUCUCUCUUUUGAAGUUAAGGACAAAUGCCCCCCCCCCCCUUUUUACAAAAUUCAAAAGAUACUAAAACCCUUCGAAAUCGUGAUUUGUCUAAAUAACCAGUGAUGAAAAAACUUAAACACUGGCUCUAUUUCUGGUUGUUAGCUAUCGGGGGCCCUAAGUAUAAAAACAGAUCAAUGGUAGCAUUUAUGUUGACAGAGUCUGUCCACCAGUGAUGAUGCAACAAUCAAUGUAUCCAGUCUAUUUGAUAUGUUGUGGCUACUUUGUGGACUGCCUGUCUUGAGUUUAUUUUAUCCACAAGGGCAGGGAUAUAAUUAACCAAUAAGGACCGAGGAGGUGUGGGAUACGGCCAAUAUACCACGGCUACGGGUUGUUAUUGGGCACGAUGCAACACGGAGUGCCUGGAUACAGCCCUUUAGACGUGGUAUAUUGGCCAUAUACCACAAACCCCCAAGGGGCCUUAUUACUAUUAUAAACUGGUUACCAAUGUAAUUAGAGCAGUAAAAAUACAUUUUUUGUCCUAACCUGUGGUAUACGGUCUGAUAUACCACGGCUGUCGGACAAUCAGCAUUCAUGCCUCGAACCACCCAGUUUAUAUUAGUUAUUAUUAGCUUGUCUUCUACCAUAACUUAACUAUUAAUAUGCCUACUAGCUAACAACUAUAAUGUCAUUAUUAUUCAACAAUUAUAAUUUGAGGUGUUCUGUA